This is a messenger RNA of Peromyscus californicus insignis, 735 nucleotides long. RefSeq names its product ring finger protein 151 (gene Rnf151). Gene Ontology annotation, biological process: regulation of canonical NF-kappaB signal transduction; positive regulation of JNK cascade; protein K63-linked ubiquitination. NCBI's taxonomy places the organism in Eukaryota, Metazoa, Chordata, Mammalia, Rodentia, Cricetidae. Bases 1 to 735 code for a protein of 244 amino acids. The transcript is spliced from 4 exons. Gene Ontology annotation, cellular component: plasma membrane signaling receptor complex. The record is from RefSeq and is a predicted model, not a curated record. Gene Ontology annotation, molecular function: ubiquitin-protein transferase activity; zinc ion binding.
AUGGCUGCAAGUGGUGGGUACGAUCUCAACCUCUUUGCCAGCCCUCCUGACUGCAACUUCCUGUGUUCCGUCUGCCAUGGGGUUCUCAAGAGGCCAAUGAGGCUGCCAUGCAGUCACAUCUUCUGCAAAAAGUGCAUCCUCCAGUGGCUAGCCAGACAAAACACCUGUCCAUGCUGUAGAAAAGAGGUGAAAAGGAGAAAGAUGGUCCAAGUGAACAAACUCCGGAAAACCAUUGGCCGCCUGCAAGUCAAGUGCAAGAAUGCUGAAGCUGGCUGCUUGGUGACAUGCCCUCUGGCUCAUCGCAAGGGGCACCAAAACUCCUGCCCCUUCGAGCUGAUGGCCUGCCCCAAUGAGGGCUGCACCGCGCAGGUUCUGCGUGGGGUCCUCGAUGAGCACCGCCAGCACUGCCAUCAGGGUGGCCAGCAGGGUGGCCAGCAGCGCUGCCCCUUAGGCUGUGGGGCCACUCUGGCUGCCGCGGAGGGUGAGCAACACAACUGCUACCGUGAGCUACGUGAUGCUUGGGUCCAGCGCCACGAGCGCAACCGGACCCUGCUGCUGAGCCUGCUGGGGCGUGUGCGCCUGGUGCACCGCACCACCAACUUCAUCCGCCGGCAGCUGGCACAGCUGGGCGACUUCCUGGAGGAUGACUCCCUGCUUCUGAGCUCCAGGGCUCAGGAGACUGAGGUUGCCCCGGAGGCUGAGAUGUGGGGUGUGCAGGGCCAAGGUGUCUUAUAA